Molecule: messenger RNA, 9234 nt
Organism: Linum trigynum
Lineage: Eukaryota; Viridiplantae; Streptophyta; Magnoliopsida; Malpighiales; Linaceae
Source: the annotation of a GenBank genome assembly
CGCUAAAAUGACCCACUACCAAAAUGAAAACUUAUCGUUUGUGUCGUCUCAGAUUAAUUUGUAUUUUGUAAAUCAAAUGUUCUCCCCUCUUUCUUGUCUUAGAUACAAAACUCGAAUACCAAACGUGAAAAGGCAAAAAUCCAUGCUAUAUAAUAUAUACGAAACCAUAUUCGUGUACAACACAACAUUGCAUCACUAUAGUUAACUACUGGUAACAAAUUCAUUGGUGGCGCCCGCAACUCCACUCCUUAACAGAUGAUUUUUUGUAAGUAACUACAACCAAAUUGUAGUGAUCGAACAUUGCUCAAUCAUUAACUACUGUAAUUAGUCGAUGUUGGUAGCAGAAAGCCCCGAUUAGUAUGCAGGUACUCCCAGUGAUUUAGUAGGCCCCGCUGUCGCUCAAGCGGCAUGUGGGGCUGAGGUUCCCUGGGUUAUCAAAUAAAAAAAAAACUACUGUGAUUAGUAUAAUCAUGACUUUAUUUUCUGGUUAACCAUAAAAUAUGGGAUGGCUAUCUAUACUCUAACCAAUUUCCAUCCCUACACUACACACACCCAAGAUAGCCAAUGAGUGCCCAUAACACUUGACUUAUUUGGCCUCUCAUUUGAGACUUGCAAAUGGAGGUGUCUAAUGUUAAUCAUACAGAUAGUUUGCCGACAUUCUUGAGGAUCUUUUACGAGGGAGUAAUCAAAUGAAACCCACUUAUUAGAAACCCAAAAGAAGUAGGAAAAUUGAUUGCCCCAAAACAUGCUGUAAUCAGUAUAUAGCAACUUGGGUCUAUUUCAGGAUAUUUUUUAACUUAAAGUUAACAAGAUACAAUCAUGAAUUUCACAGGAGAAAAAAUUGCAAUGGGAUUUUUUUACUUUUACAAGUGUUCAAUCCUUCUAGUUUCUCCCCUUUAUCAAGAAUGUUAGCGUUAAGGGUUAGUAAUGAUAUAACUAAACAUCUUCUAAUAAUUUGAGUUAUUGAAACAAUUAGUUUUUUUUUAUGGUAUUAGAGGUUUCUAUAAACGAGAGGUUUCGAAACCCAUGUAAGUGGUUUUCAUUGUAGGAGGUGUGUUAGAUGUGGUAUAAGAUCCAUUAUUAAACCUCUACAAAGAAACUCGAAUUAUUGGUACGAACUGAUAUUUACAUUAACAACCGAUAUAUUCAAUGCACACCUCACAAAAAUGCAAACUACUAAUUCCUUCUAAACUAUUUUUUCGUUUUAGGUCAUAAUAGUAAGGAUGUGAAUCGAUAACUAUUAUGUGUCCAGUACUCAGACAUUUAAAUCUUAAAACAAGUUUGUACCGAGACCAUUGCAUGAAUCCCAUCAAAUAUGGACCCUAUAAACUUAAAGCAAGGAUAAGAGAACUAGUGAGAGUUAAGUUUCAUUAGCAAGUACCAAAUGAGUAGCAUGAUUCGAGAGAAGUAAGAGUUAAUUUUUAUUUAGGAUUCGAAGAAGAAACUAUCAAGUAAAACACAUGUGGUGACGAUACCUUAAAAUUAAUUAACCAUGAAAACUGUUGAUGCCUCAUUCAAGAGAGGGGAUGAGAAUUAGGGAAGGUAAUGGGUGAGGUUGGGUGGGGUUUCUGUAAAUCCAAAUCUCAUUUAGCAUAAAAUAUGCAUUGGGUUUUUAGAAGAGCAAAUUCAACUCAAUCCAACGAGUACUAAGAAAUAAUUAUAUAAUAUUUUUCAGAACACUCAUAUUGGAAAAAUAUCAAAAAAUAUUCCUACAAAUAUAUAUCUAUAAAAACCAAUAUCAUUCCAAAAUUAUUCAUAUUAUUACGUUUAUAUUAUGAUAAAUACUAAUGAUAUCCAUAAAUUAUCAAUAUAAUUAAUGUUAGAUACAAAAUGACGCAUUUUUACUUAUUGGGGGGGUCGAAUGAAAAGCAAAUUGGGUUUGAUUAGGCCCAACCCAACUCGUCAGUUCCAAAAGUGGAUAUUCGAAGUCUAUCAACAAUAAACUUUAUUCACUUUGAUCAGAUUGGUCAGAUUGGAUACCCAUGAGUUCAGUUCGGUUGUAAUCGAGUUGAGUUACACUAUUGUCCGAAAUAAUCCAUACAUGAUACAUACUCAAUCGGAUACAUACUAAGCUAGUACUGCAGUUCAUAACAUAGAGACGUAGGUAGGGAAAUCGGCUGCUUGAUCAUGAAACUUGGGGGGGAAUUAAAGUAACAUUUUUAAAGUGACGCACUAACCUCUAUUGAUAGAACAGGGACCCGACCCAUCUUUUCUCCUGGAUUUCAAUCCGAUUACGUAGCUCUCUUCAGUAUCCUCUAGACAUGGAUGGUAACUACUAACUAAGAUGUGUUUCCCACUAAUUGCUAGUCAUUUUCUUCCUAAUUUUAACUGUACCUGUCUAGAUAGCUAUUGCAAUUACGAGCCCUAUUGAAAAAACAAAAAAACAAAAAACUUUUGGACAAGCCCACACUUUGUCAUUGUCUUGGUUAGACAGCUGGGCAAGGCUCAAAGGCCCAGAAGAAUUGCUUCUGAAAUAAAUAAGCCCACGUUAAUUUAUUCAGAAAAGCCCAAGUUAAGGAAAAGCCCACAGUGUUUUUUUUUCUUUUAUAUUAAAGUGGUCCGAUAAUCAUGAACGGUGGGUCACUUCUCCUAUUACCGUCAACAUUCAACUUAACCACGAUAACCGACGCUAUGAGUUCCUCCGAACUAGCUUUUUUGUAGCGAGGAGAAAUGUAAAUCAAUUACCCAACGAUCCACCUCAUUCAAAAAAUGUGAUACGCCUUCAUCUUUUUCUUCAUAUACAAAAAAAAAAAAAUUCUUUCAUUUUUCCAUAUUAAGGAGAUAACUGCUAUAAACCACUUCAUCAAAAUCCUAUAGCAGUGUCCUCACCUUUGCACUCGAUCUUCUCCCACAGGCCACAAGCCCACAACCAAUCAUUAAGGCAUGACUGAAAUCUGGACAGGGCCGAACAGAAGAAUUGGAGUUGACCCAAUUCUCUAAAUCAUAAGAAGCCCAUACCAACACACAAAUGGUCUGGUAGCAAGAGUCCAGCUCAAACACUGUAGCCGAGUGCCGACAAUAAUCCCUACGCAAGAAACAACAUUAUCAUUAAACGGUAAUCAAUAAGAAUGACCGAAAGUAACCACAUUCGUUUUUCAUUUGUUGUUAAUUAUUUAUCAACGGCAAAAAGCACCUUUUUCCACGAUAAACAACCGUAAUAACCGCAAUCAACUGACAAUUAUUAUACUACUAAUUAAAGAAACAGCAAACCAAUACCAACUAUCCCUUUACUGGGACCGGGAGUGAUGCAUGCCACAUCAUUGGAAUCAUAAGAUGUUAAACAUAAUUAACUCACUUUUUAUCACCACGCAUGCAAUCAUGUUCGUGAUGGCAAUGGGGCGGGGCGGGUACCUCAAUACUCAUGUCCUGUUCUGCGCUAGUACGGGUCAGGGCGGGUAAUAUUCGCGCGGGUACGGGCGGGACGGGUCGAACUACUCUUACAUGCUAUUUGAGAAAAAUACACACUAAAUUUUACUUUUAAUGAUAAAACGAAAGGGAAAAGACUUUAUGAAUGAAUAAUAGUGAUAAUAUAAUGGGUAACUGAGUCUAUUUAAUUGAAAGAUCAAGUCUAACUAGUUGAAGAAAAGCCAAAAUAGGAGAUAUAUGAAUGGAUGGGGUAAGAAACUGACCUAGAACGGAUCAAGAAUGGGGCGGGACUGAUCAGGGCGGGUCGAAAGUUGAUACCCAUGCCCCUCCCCACGCUACUGCGAGUCGGGUAAUACUCGCCCCAUCGCAGGUCAGGUCGGAUAAUACUCGACAGGGCGGGUUCAAAUUGUCAUCACUAAAUCAUGUUGCACAUUUAUUUUGAUACUCUUCCAGUCCAAAAACCAAAACAACCGAAUAAACAUCAGAAGGCUUAAACUCGUAUUUAUAUAUUGAGAUUACAGAUUAUGCAAUCCAACUAAAUCAAACCCUACUCACUAACUAGAAAUCACCAUGGUAUUGGUAGCAGAAUCUCUCUGUCCAAAGCGGCUUUAUAAUAAACUGCAGCACUCAAUGGCGCAACACACAGAACAGAACCCUCGCCUCAAGUAUGAACCAUACAUGUUGGUCGGUUUUGAUUAGGGAUUGCAAUGGGUCGGGUUGGGUCGGGUUUUGCCAAACCCAAACUUAAAUCUAUGGGUUUAUCCGUGAAAAAAAUCCGGGGUAAAACCCACUGGGUUUGAAAAACUCAAACCCAACCCAACCCGCUAGGUAUCCGCGGGUUCAUGGGUACCCACGGGUUUUUGUCGUAAAAAAUUCACAAUAACAAAUUCCUAUCAAAAUUAAAGUCAAAUAUCAAUCUCUCAAUACAAAUUAUCCAUAUAUAAAACACCAUUCUAGAAAAUUCAAGCAAAUCACAAAUUAACUACACAAAUUGUUCAACACCAAUCUAGAAAACUCAAGAAAAUUGAAGCAAAUCACAAAUUAUCCAUAAAUAACAUGAUUAAUCGAAAGCUUCUUCCUUUCAAUUAAGUUUUUCACUCUCCACUCAAUAACAUCAACUUCAUUCUACAUAACUAGAAAGAAAAAAUUAGACUUGUCUCCACAAACAUAAAUAAGAUUAGUUGUUUAUAAUAUUAAAUACGCCGAGAAAAUUAAUGAUAUGGGUGUGGGCGGGUACCCAUGGGUCGGGUUUACCUAAACCCAAACCCAAUCCGGUGAAUAGUGAACGGGUUUAAACCCAAACCCGGCCCAAAACCCGUCAACACGGAUUUUACCCGCGUUGACCGGGUUGGGUCGGGUGGGUAUCCAUGGGUUCGGAUUUUGUUGCCAUCCCUAAUUUUGAUAGUCAAAAUGUGCACAGUUUCCGCGUGCCCAUAUGUCAUAGGGCCCAAAACUGUCAGAAGCAUGUGGUGAGAAUGACCCAAAAAAAUGUCGAGCUCGAGACUGAAUGAAACCCGCUCUCGUCUUGGUCUUGUAUGGUGUGUCAAAAGAUAAAGAUCGCUCCUUUCUGUUUCUAGCUCACUUAUCUUUGGUUUUUCAAUCUGUUUUAAACAAAAUUUUAUAUUUGGUUCGGUCCAUUUUAUAAUUCUCACUUUUCUUUGGUUCUUCAUAAUACUAUAAUAAGUACCAGUUUAUGGCCACAAUUAGCGCAGGAUGGUGGGCCGCGCGAUGGCAAAUCAGUAGUAAAAGUGAAAUAUCCUACACUGCCAUUUGCCAAAUAAACAAAUAUGCAUAAUCCCUGCUAGCUAGUAUCUAGAUUACUGUAUCUGCUAGUUUAUUUGAUUUUGCUUUGCAUGAUAUUUUAUGGCCGAUUACAGCUAAAAUUUAGGGAGUCAUAAGUGGGUUACUCAAAUUUAUUUUUAAUGGCUUUUCAUUGGAAGUUAAAAAAUUAAUCAAUAUAAUUAUCAGUUUGCCCAUCAGGCCAUCACCCUUCAUAUGUUAUGUAGGAAUCACUAUGAUUAAUAUAGUAAGGUAAGGUAAAAGUAAAUGGAUUCUUGAUAAUGUAGAUGGAAGUGAAUUUAAUUUAUUUGUUACAUUAAUUUACACAAGUUUGUUAAAGAUUUAACUAUUUUAAGUUUUAACCAAUUUUCAGUGACUGCAAAGCUUGACAGCCAAUUAUGUAAUUGGCCUUUCUCUCACGUCGAGGAAUAGAGAUUCCAGAGUAAGUAGGUGACAUACACAUUCUUGGGGUGUUGUGGGUUCGUGCGUACAGAGAGAGGUUUUUGGUUUGGGCAACGUGAUGACCUGAAACUUCCUUCCUAAUUAAAACUUGGACAAGGGUUUAUCGUUCUCAUACUAAUUGCGGUCUCAUCUCUUUUUGUUUGCAAUCAGCAAAAUCAUGUUGGAACUUAUGCCCAAAAGUAGUUUGAAUUACUUCGUAUUAGGAUUACAAUCAAAUUCGCGAUUUUGGGUACUCGAUCGUUUUCGAUUUAGUCAAUACAUGGAAUAUCAACAAUGAUAGGUGUUUGUACCACCUAGUUCGAGGUAUGGACAAUGAUAUUUGUUGGUGUGGGGUUGACUCACGAUCCGUUCGUCUGAUCUCGUCGGGAGGGAAGAGACCUGUGAAAGAGCCGGGGUUGCCCCCCGGAUUAAGUUCCGACGAUCAAGUCAGUUUAUGUUUAAGAUGAAAGUUGAGAGAACAAGGUAGAGAGAUAAAGUGUAGAGAGAUAAUGAAAAGUGGAAAGUGGGGAGAGAGGAGAAGUCCUCUCCUUUGGAGGGCUUCAAGCCGUUAUAUACCUGUAGCGGGUAUCGAGCGUUGGGCAUCACCGAUUGUGCGCCCUACUACUUAGUCUGUGCGCGGAGUAUCUUAGUAACACCCCAACAAUAGAAAUUGUAAUUAAAAAAUUAAAAAAAAUGAUAUGUAAUUGAGUGAUUGGCCAAACCAAAGUUCUUUUCCUUUAGUUCACUCCUCACUUUCUCAAAAUUCAAACUCAUAUGUUUUUUCUUCAUUUGUCAUCCUCUUAUAUACAUAAAAAAAAAACACCCAAAACCCGCCUCGCUCUCAUCUAUGCUAAUAGUAUACUUCAUCGGGUAAAAAAAUAGCAAUACAUAAUUCAGCAAAUUAUUUUUCACGAUUUAUACGUAUAAACACAUUUAUUCACCCUCCUUAAUAAUUGUCCAAACUGGUAAUAUUUGAUCAAGUACUUCACCAAGUAGCCUCAAUAAAAUCUAUUGGUUUUCUCUGUUAUAAACAAACUAACAAUUCCGCAACUGAAUCAGUGAGGAUUGGGAAUUAAAGAAGAGAAACACCAUAGCAGCCGGGCCGAGUCAGCAACCUCAAGAACAAGAAGAAGAAAAAGAAUAAAGAAGAAUGGGUCUCGUUUUCUUAAGGGCGUAAAAAAAAAAACAACCAAAUUCAGAAACUAGACUGGACCACGAAUAAACAAACAGCGUCCCACGUAUGUCGCUCCCCCGUAUAUAACAUACCCUUCUUCUUGACUUCUUCUUCAACCUCCUCCUCUUCCGAUUCUUUCUCCUUCCCUCUCGCCCUUCCAAUCUCCUCUCUCUCUCCUUCCCUCUCCCCUUUCCAAUUUUGGUUUUCCCUCCCUCUCCCCCCACAAAAAAAAUGCCCGCCACAGAGUUCCAGCCUUCUAAUUUCCUCACCCGAAUCAGCACCCGCCGCAACCAAAUCACCGCCAUGGACCCCAACCACGAGCUCGAGCUCGAGGACCUGGAGCUCUUCCAGCGCAACGUCUCCGACCGAUUCGCCGACCUCCUCGACCACCCCGGCGACGGCGGCCUCCUCUCCAUCUCCUGGCUCCGCAAGCUCGUCGACGCCUUCCUCUGCUGCGAAGCCGAAUUCAAGGCCGUCCUAAUCAUGGGCCGCGAGCCCACCCAGCUCACAAAGCCCCCACUCGACCGCCUCAUGCCGGAGCUCCUCGACCGCGCCGUCAAGGCCCUCGACAUCUGCAACGCCGUCUCCGCCGGCGUCGAGUCCGUCCGCCACUGCCAGCGCCUCGCCGAGAUCACCGUCGCCGCCCUCGAAAAUCAAAACCCCAUCGGCGACGGCCAGGUCAAGCGGGCGAGGAAGGCACUGGGAGCUCUGGUCGCGUCGCUGGAGGAGAAGGACCACGGCGGGAGCCACUACAAGACCCCCGAGCGGAGCUGGUCGUUCGGCCGGCGGGGAGCGGCGGCGGCGGUGAAGGACCGCCCGACGGCGACGUUUCGGUCGCUUUCGAUGAUUGUGGGGAAGAACUGGUCCGCGGCGAAGCAGAUUCACGCGAUGUGGGCCAAUCUCGUCGCGCCGCGUGGCGCGGAGCUGAAUGGGCUGGCUUUGCCGGUGUACAUCAUGAAUGUGGUGAUGGUUUUCGUGAUGUGGGCCCUGGUCGCGGCGGUCCCGUGCCAGGACCGGGUUGGGCUGCCGCUCCAUAUCCAGAUCCCGAGGCAGUUCGCGUGGGCCCAUAGUCUUAAUGGGCUUCAGGAGAAGAUUGGGGAGGAGUGGAAGAAGAAGGAGAAAAAGGGGUCGGCGGGUUUGUUGGAGGAGAUGCAGAAGAUGGAGAAAUUGAGCCAAGGGUUGAUUGAGUUUGCCGACGGGUUUCAGUUUCCGGUGGAGGAGGAAGGGAAAUUGGAGGAAGUGGCGGCGCAGGUGAAGGAGAUGGCGGAGGUUUGCCGGAGGAUGGAGGAAGGUUUGGUGCCGUUGCAGCAGCAGAUUAGGGAUGUGUUUCACCAGGCGGUGAGGAGCCGGUCGGAGAUGAUGGAGUUGUUGGAACACGCCGGCAAGAUUUCUCAGCCCAUGAUGUAGAAGCGGGGUAAAAUGGGCAUUUGAGGGUGGGAAUUUGUGCAGAGUGACAUGUUUUUUCUUUUUUCUUUUUUGGGUUGUUGUUGAAGGUUAUGGAAUUUUUGUCUGUUCUAUGCUUCUAAUGUGUGAUUAAUUAGACGGCCAUAUGGUAUAGGGUUCCGGCUGCAUAAAACACUAAACAUGUGGAAUUAUGCAUUCCUGGAUGUGAAAUAGCUAAAUAGUACACUCUAUGUUGUGUUAUAUCUAUGAGUGGUGAUAAGAAAGCAUGUUUCAAUGUCUGGAAUUUUGGUAGGAAGUGCAGUAAGGACAUAUGAUUAUGACAAAGUGUAAUCUCAACCAUUUUGUUUAUAGGUGGUAAUGGUCAUUUUGUCAACAAUGUAAUGCUUCCAAAUGCCCCGUUGAAAAUUGGGUUGGGUACGCUUCAUCGAUGUAAGCUUCGAAUUAUAGUAUUUGCUCUCGUGAUAGUAUCAACUAGGAAGGGAUGUCAUCGUGUUAUGAUGAUAACCAUAAUGAUUUGGGUGGAGGGUUCUGGUUCAUUAGUCACAAUUAAGCCUAGCAUGGGAGAAUUACAUUUCUAGAUGUCAGACUGAAGUAAUAACUUGUAACUUGCAAGUUCUGACAAAAAAAGAAGCCUAGCUGGGUGUGUCUUCUUUCUAUUCUAUAUGCAUAUGCCAAUUAUUAUGAGUAUUGGGAAUAAAAACUUUGUAUUUAUGCUUUUAGAGUUAUUAGUUUUGUGCCAGUGAUCAUGUAUUUUCCUUUUGUCUUCACUCCAUCCUCAUUAGCUCACAGGGGCUAAAUAUACAAUAUUAUGUUGGGUAUAGAAAACAUUUAAACCGUUGAAUUUGUCUCCACAAACAAAAUCCUUAAUGUAAUCGUAGAUAACAUUCCUUAAUCAAGACGGAAGCACAUGGCAACAGAAAAUAGUUAUUUAUAUUUAUGAUCAUCUGGAGCUAGCUAGAUAGCUAGGUAAACCCCAAAAUUUUUAUAAUUGAUCUUGUUACGGUUUGAUAAUUGGCAAGUUAAGCCAGUAGUGUUAGCUAGUGACGGUAGAAUGAAAAUGACAUCCGAAU